Molecule: messenger RNA, 1321 nt
Organism: Umbelopsis ramanniana AG
Lineage: Eukaryota; Fungi; Mucoromycota; Umbelopsidomycetes; Umbelopsidales; Umbelopsidaceae
Exons: 4
Coding region: 83-1168 (361 amino acids)
Molecular function (GO): palmitoyltransferase activity
Source: RefSeq, a predicted model, not a curated record
CUAUGCCAUUCUUUAAACUUUUUUAAACCCUCCAAAUCAAUUAUAUUUUGUUAAGCUAAAUACAUUCGACUAGAUAUCAACCAUGCUUAAAGAUUGCCUCCCAGGGCGAUUGAUCGUCCCGACCGUCAUUUCGUUGAUUGGCUUUAUCGGCAUCUCAGCUCAAAUAACUUGUUACCAGCAAUUAUUUCAAAACUCCUCCUACACUUUGGCAGUAUUCGUACCUCUCAAUGCCAUCGUCGUUUUGCUAUUGAUUAAUUAUGCUUUGGUUUGCAAUACCGACCCAGGCGCUGUACCUACCAAUUGGGUCCCCCCUGCUCAACAACCAAGUUUCGAAGUAAAGAGAUCAAAUUAUAAGCCUCGGUUCUGUCGAACGUGCAAUAACUAUAAAUCAGCUCGCUCGCAUCAUUGUAGCACUUGCAAAAGAUGCGUCUUAAAAAUGGAUCAUCACUGUCCCUGGAUAAAUAAUUGCGUUGGAUACGCAAAUUACGGUCAUUUUAUCCGUUUUCUAUUUUACGUCAACAUUGCGAACGUGUACAUCGUUACUCUUCUCGCUUUUUCUAUCGCCGACAUGAUAAAGAAUAUGCAUGAGCAACCUAUUGUGUUAAGCAGACUGGUGAUCAUGGGGUUGGACUUGCUCUUAGAUCUUCCCAUCCUGGUCGCAGUAGCUGUAUUGAGUUGCUACCAUACGUAUUGUCUGUCUACCAAUACUACUACGAUAGAAGGCUGGGAAAGAGGUGAAACCGUUACUGUCAAAUACAAAGGCAAAAUUAGAAAGAUAAAGCACCCUUAUAACACUGGCAAGCUCAACAAUAUCAAAUCCGUCUUGGGCCCAAAUGCGUUGCUUUGGGCUUUGCCUCAACAAAUGAAAGGUGAUGGUCUCCUAUUUCCCAUCAAUCCCAAGUUCUCGCUGGUAGAAGAAGAGAUGGCUAUACCCACAAACUCCUCAGAGUUGUCAACUACCACUCUGAAUGCGCCACAAGAUACCCAUAUUGAUAUACACGAAAAGCAUCACAAUAUGUUUACAGACUCGAAUACAUCUCCACCAUCUCCUGUACCUCUUACACCUGCAUCUAUUCGAACUUUUGCGUCAUCGUCAACAUUGGUCGAUCAUCGAGCACACGAACGUAUAUCCGAAUGCGAUGACUACGAACUUUCUAAAGUGUAUUGAUGUGUAUGAGAAUCUCCUCCUCUUUUCAAAAUCUGAAUCAGCUACUCUUCAGUAGCCAACUCUGUUGCUAGUGUAUAUUUCCUUCUCUCUAUUUAUUUUUUCUAUACUACCCGGCUGUCAUCAAGUCACAAGGCAGAAAAGAAAAAUUUCCAA